Nerophis lumbriciformis (worm pipefish) is the source of this 1671-nucleotide messenger RNA. The record is from RefSeq and is a predicted model, not a curated record. Lineage: Eukaryota; Metazoa; Chordata; Actinopteri; Syngnathiformes; Syngnathidae.
AUGUCACUCGAGACCGCAGAGAGAGAAAAGGGAGAGACCAGUGAGCUUUCUCUCUUUAAGGACAAGGCUUCUGCUGUCUCCAAUGCAGUUCCUUUUCAUGGAACUUCCAAAGAAGAACACAUCAACAUCCCAGAAACGGUGGACGACUUUGUCAGGAACUUCCUCCAGAGAAUUGGCCUGAGCAGGACUCUGGACUGUUUUGAAACAGAGUGGUACAGUUCAGCUCAACAACUGCUAACUAAGCCUUUGUUGAAAGCAUCUCCUGCAGCAGGAAACUUUAUCAUACCUGAUGCCCUCACACACAAGCAGCUCCUUCAGUUUGAAUUGCAGAAGAUCUCCGGUGAGACCAACCAGCUUAAACAGGAGGUGCUAUGUGCAGGGGACAGCCUAGUUAAGAUUCAGAGGGACCGAGAUCUACACCAUCUGCACUGGCAGCGAAUUAUUGCUGAGAAAAGUCAUGCAAUGGAGGACAUUAAACGGCUAAAGAAACGCCUGGCGGCUUAUGAGCCAGCACUGAGGGAACUGGAUGGCAAGUAUGAGGCAGCUCUGAGGCAGAAGAUGCUUCUCAGUUUGGAAAGCGAAAGAAUGCAGAACACCUUGGAUGCAAGACUAAGUCAGGACAAAACUCAAACGAAAACUGCAAGAAGCGUCAAGAAGAGCACUGCCCAAGAGCGAAGCACUACCAGACACACAAAAGACACCGAGUUUCCUGUCUGUAGCAGACCAGUGAACCAUCAGAGCAUUCAGAGGAAUCUUGAAGAACAGAAAAGCCCAAGUUCAUUCAGUCUUUUCUGUUCCAUCAAAGCCCACACUCUUCCAGUAAGCUGCAUCAGCCUCCAUCCGGAAAAGAAAAUCCUUGCUAGUGCAAGUGAUGACUGCACUUGGAAGCUGUGGGCACUGCCAGCUUACAAGGAAAAGGUGGGUCAGAUGGUCCUGACAGGGGAAGGACACGCUGAUUGGCUCUCCAGCUGCACUUUUCAUCCAGAAGGAACUAAACUAGCAACAACUAGCGGAGACACUACAAUAAGGCUCUGGGAUUUUUUUUGUGGACGCUGUGUGUUGACAUUCACUGGUCAUAGCCAUCCCACCUGGGGGUGCUCCUUCCACUCGUGUGGUCACUUCUUAGCGUCCUGUUCCUCAGAUAAAACUGCCAAGCUGUGGGACCUCAACAGCCAGCGCUGCCGGCUGACAAUGCGCCGCCACACUGCGUCUGUGAACAGUGUCUGCUUCCAGUCCUUCUCCAACACUCUCCUCACUUCUUCGGCAGAUAAAACUCUUGCCCUGUGGGAUAUCAGGCUUGGAGUGUGCAUUGCAUCCUUCAUUGGACAUCAACAUCCCUGCAAUCAUGCUACUUUAAGCCUCGCCGAGGAAGUCAUUGCUUCCUGCGACACCCACGGCAUUGUCAACCUGUGGGACAUAAGGAAACCUGCUUCGGCUAUCAGCACUAUUGAUGCAGGGCCUCUGAGUGCCAAUCAGGUGGUGUUUAGUCCAUCAGGGAAGAUGCUGGCAAUUGCGAGCAGCGACAGUUUGGUCAGACUGGUGAACGUGGAUUCCUGCACAGUCUGCAGCCUGUCAGGGCAUAGGGACAGUGUGCAGAGUGUGACGUUUGACCACAUGGGGAGGACUGUCAUGUCUGCGGGGAGUAAUGGGGUCAUUAACAUAUGGAUGUAA